Messenger RNA from Dipodomys ordii (Ord's kangaroo rat), 379 nucleotides. RefSeq names its product bone gamma-carboxyglutamate (gla) protein (gene Bglap). The record is from RefSeq and is a predicted model, not a curated record. Gene Ontology annotation, cellular component: extracellular region. Gene Ontology annotation, molecular function: structural constituent of bone; hydroxyapatite binding; calcium ion binding. Lineage: Eukaryota; Metazoa; Chordata; Mammalia; Rodentia; Heteromyidae. The transcript has 3 exons. Gene Ontology annotation, biological process: regulation of bone mineralization; regulation of cellular response to insulin stimulus; response to vitamin K. The annotation marks the transcript as partial.
UUCCUUUUUCUUUGCAGAUGGGAAGCCCAGUGGUGCGGAGUCUGGCAAAGGUACAGCCUUCAAAUCCAAGAAGGAAGGCAGCGAGCUGAUGAAGAGACCCCGGCGCUACGUGGACCAGGGGCAGGGAGCCCCAGCCCCCUACCCAGAUCCCCUGGAGCCCAAGAGGGAGGUAUGUGAAUUGAACCCCAACUGCGAUGAACUGGCUGACCAAAUCGGCUUCCAAGAUGCCUAUCAACGCUUCUAUGGCCCGGUCUAGGGCAUGGACUGUAGGUGGUUAGUGCAGCCUGGCUCCUCUCUGGGACCCUUCCCUCCUCAUUCCCCGUCUGCCCUGCACGUGUGAACAUCCCAGCUGCUUCAAAAUAAAGUCCAGAGGGUCUGA